This is a messenger RNA of Oncorhynchus masou masou (cherry salmon), 1831 nucleotides long. RefSeq names its product homeobox protein MSX-2-like. Gene Ontology annotation, biological process: embryonic morphogenesis; regulation of transcription by RNA polymerase II. Gene Ontology annotation, cellular component: nucleus. The coding region runs from base 158 to 940 and encodes 260 amino acids. The transcript has 2 exons. The record is from RefSeq and is a predicted model, not a curated record. NCBI's taxonomy places the organism in Eukaryota, Metazoa, Chordata, Actinopteri, Salmoniformes, Salmonidae. Gene Ontology annotation, molecular function: RNA polymerase II transcription regulatory region sequence-specific DNA binding; DNA-binding transcription factor activity, RNA polymerase II-specific.
UGGCAGCGCUGCGAUUGGCCGAAAGUUCCACUGGCGUCACGUGAUUCUUUUACUCACCCCCACACUUGACAGAUUGGGUCCUGAUAUCUGAACGCCACCUGUAGCUACGACUGUCAGUCAGUCUUGCCGAGUGCCAUUGGGACAUACUUUGGGGGAAAUGUCUACCCAUGUGAGUUUGAGGGAUAGCAUUUCAUCGGAGGAGGACAGCCGACCGGAGCGGGAGAGCACGAUGGAUGACCGCAAAACUCAAGUGACUACACACCAUCAUCCCUUCAGUGUAGAGGCUAUAAUGUCGGGUAGAAAGACUCACAGUGAGUUUACAAGCAAACCCGACAAUGUCUCUGUGGUUACAUUUUCAAAGACUCAGAACUCUCCGUACCUGUGCAGAGAGACAUACAGCCCCCCCGAGGGAAUCCGAAAGCACUUUAUUCCACCAUCGCCCGUAAAGUCGGAGUCCUCCGAGCCGGAUGACUGUGCUCCCUGGGUUAUGAGCCCAAGAUUCUCAGCGCAAACUCGGCAGGUGAGUCCUACCUGUCCGCUGAGAAAGCACAAGAACAAUAGAAAGCCUCGUACUCCUUUCACCACAUCCCAGCUACUGGCUCUGGAGCGUAAGUUUCGUCAGAAGCAGUACCUGUCCAUCGCAGAGCGGGCUGAGUUCUCCAGCUCUCUGACCCUGACUGAGACUCAGGUCAAGAUUUGGUUCCAGAACCGCCGGGCCAAGGCCAAGAGACUACAGGAAGCCGAGCUGGAGAAGCUCAAAAUGGCUGCCAAACCUGUGCUGCACCCGGGCUUUACUUUACCCAUGCCCCUGGGUGCCCAACUUCACACAGCUGUCUCCCUGUACGGACAGUCCUACCCCUACCACCGACCAAUGCUGCCCCUCUCGCCUAUGGGACUGUACGCUACGCCGCUGGGAUACAGCAUGUAUCACCUAACAUGAAAAUAGAGAGGAAUAUAACCUUGUUCUGUUGAUAUUAGUGUUGGACACUUGGACAUCACUCUUUAUAAUGCUAUCUUUUUCUCCUUGCUACAAAAACAACACUGAAAUGGAGAUGAUUUUCUUUCAUAAACACACCUGAAAAUACAGUGCCUCACUCACCAAAGAGCCUUAAAGACCUCAAUGAAUUGUUUUGCUGGUUUCUUAUUUUUCUUCUGUGGAUGGAUAACAAUUUGGCUAUCCAGGCUAAGUCAACUAGUGGUUCUGUUUUACUUUGUCAUAUAUUCCAAUGCAAAUGUUCCCUUUAUUCAAUCGUCUCUGUGGUAUUGAUCAAAUGUUGUUGUAUUACUGUCAUUACACUUGUCAGUAUCUAACAUAGAAGAUUCAGCUUACGUCUGACUUCACGUCUGCCUUGUUUCACCUCUCCUUGAAAACAGACAGAUAGGUUGGAUUUUAGACCGCUUUCAUUUCAUACUGAAGGGUUGUCUUAGUUUUUUCAGAAUCUCAACUCAAAGUCAACUCAUUCAAAAUUGUUGAUAUUUUGACACAUUCCAAAUGGUUAUUUUUACAUUAGAUUUGACUUUAGCAACAAAUUAUAUUCAGCACUUCUGUUUCAUAAGACACGUGUAGUCUUAGUUUAAUUUGUCUACUUAUUUAUUAUACUUUUACUCGAAAAUGUUUAUGCAGGAAAUGAAUUUAUUGUGUGAUUCAUGUUUCGUAUUUAUAACAUGUAGCUCAAAUGUGGCAGAAUUUUCUGACAAAUGUUAUUUAUACCUUUUAAACUUUAAUCUGAAGGUUCCAUUGCAAGGAGCUAGAGUAUGUAGUUUUAUAAAUGUUUUUAAUAUCAGCAAUGUAUCUCAUUUGCAUGGACCAAAAUUAAAAAGGCUUUUAAAA